UGGUCCUUCAACAUACACCUCAGUUGCACGACUUGCAUUCUAGUUUAUUUUGCCUCUGUUUGCUGAUCUGGAUUCUCUGCUAAGCUAAGCACUUGUGCCGAUGCUUUGCCUCCAAUCGUCAAGACAUGGCAUGCACUUAGUGAUGCUUGUCUCCUCAACAAGAUUGUAAUAGAUAGAGAUGGUUAUGCUGCUCCAAAAAACUGAUUCAUCAUUGGCAAAAAAUGGAGUGUGGUGCACAAUAUUCUUUGCCAGCAAGACUGCCUUUUUGUUUGACUAUAAAUAGAGUGCACCACAAUGGUUGAGCACCAACAAAGUGCAUCUUAUCUUCACAUUCUUCUUCCAUUACAAACAUAAACACAUCAUCAGUUCAUCCAUUAGAAACAUGGCUUGCCAUCAAAGAUCCGCAAGCUUGCCUUACUCCAGUGAAUCCAAAGUGGAGGAGGAGCUGCAGGGCCUGAAUUCAUGCAUCUGUUCGCCCUCCGCAACCAUCGACACAAUGUGUGGUGGUUACGCAAUGCUUGGAGACAUCUACAAGUGCAUAGAGGAGAUCAUGGGCUUGCCCAGCAACCAAAUUAGCCUCUCCUUCCCCCAAAACAAGAAAAUGGUGGAAGAGGAACUGGAGCGAUCCCUCGUGCUGAUUGAUCUCUGCAAUUCCAUGCAAGAGAAUUUAGCAGAGCUGAAGAUGAGUACCCAGGAGCUGCAACUGGUUCUCAAAAGAGGAGAUGAUGAGUCUGUUCAACUCAAGGUUGAGUCUUUUAUUCGCCUCGCCAAGCAGGCGCAAAAGCCUUUCAAGAAGAUCGCAAGCAGCAAAGCUAGUGGUGAGGAUUGCAGGCUGGUCAGGCUACUGGCGGAAGCCAGAGAGAUGUCUGUCUCUCUGCUCGAGUCCACGUCACAGCUGUUGCCGAAGCAGUUCACCACCACCAAAGGAAGCAAAUGGUCUCUUGUCCAGAAGAGAAAGACCGUUUGCGAGGAGAAACAGUUGCAAACGCUAGAGCGAAGCAUGGGAGAUCUUGAGAACGGUGCGGACUCGUAGACACUCUCAGGCCUUGUUUCUCUAGCAUAUUGCGACUGGCAUCCGCCUUUUAAAGGAUUCACCAGUCAUAUAGAACCUUUCUAGCUUGUGUACUGAGUACACUACUAAAUGUACACACAAAUGAUCAGUUGGCGAAAGCAGUUUUGACUAUGCCCAUAAAAUUACUUGUGAUUUCACCGAUCUUUACUGUGCGAUGAUUUUGAUUUAUUUUUUAUAGCUGGAUGUUGUGUC
Hordeum vulgare subsp. vulgare (domesticated barley) is the source of this 1264-nucleotide messenger RNA. RefSeq lists its product as uncharacterized. The coding region runs from base 383 to 1033 and encodes 216 amino acids. Gene Ontology annotation, biological process: root development; shoot system development. Lineage: Eukaryota; Viridiplantae; Streptophyta; Magnoliopsida; Poales; Poaceae. The record is from RefSeq and is a predicted model, not a curated record. The transcript has a single exon.